AUGCCCCAAAAGAUCGUUAUAUGUGGUGCAGGCUUCCUAGGUUCGUACAUUGCUAAAGCAAUUGCCGCAAGCUCAACGACCAAACUGCCACGCCAUAUUCAACUGACUUCGCGCAAGCCCGACAGUCUAUACAACAAAUUACAGCCUGGAAUUGGGGAUGGCAAGAUGCUUUCCGCCGUGCCAGCAGACAUCACAAAACCAGACACAUUAAAAUCGGCAUUCGAAGGGGCGAACGUAGUUGUAUCUCUUGUCGGGGUUCUGCAUGGCACACCCAAGAUGUUUGAAGAAAUUCAAUGGAAAGGUGCCGGCAACGUUGCACAGGCGGCAAAAUUCCACGGAGCGAAAAUCAUACAUUUCAGUGCCAUUGGGGCGGAUGAAUCGAGUCAUAUUCCAUAUGCACGGACGAAAGCGCUUGGCGAGAAUGCUGUAAGGGAAAUUUGCUCGGAUGCAACAAUCAUACGGCCAAGCCUCGUCUUCGGUCCAGGUGACGGCUUCUUUGCUCGCUUCGCGACCCUUUCCACGUUUUUGCCUUUCAUGCCAGUCUUUGGUGGGGGAACAACGAAAUUCCAGCCUGUUUAUGCAGGAGACAUUGCUCGUGCUGUAGAAAUUGCCUCUCGGAGUGAGGACCAAGCUAUGAAAGCAACCAGUGGUAAGGUCUUCGAGGCAGGCGGACCAGAUAUAUUCACGUACAAGGAAAUGAUGAGACUCGUAUUGAAGUAUACUGGACGUCGUCGACCGAUUCUAUCGCUUCCAUAUGCAGUUGGAAAGAUGCAAGGACUCGUCCUCGAACAGCUCCCACCGAAUGUCCUAACGCUGACACGAGAUCAGGUUGAGCAACUAAAAAUCGAUAACAUUGUUAAUACGUCGCCCCCUUCAGACCAUGCGUCAUUUGCAGAGCUUCUGGAGAAAUUCGGGGGAGGCCCAAGGAAGACAGUUGAUGAAGUCCUUCCGCAAUACCUGUAA
Molecule: messenger RNA, 963 nt
Organism: Fomitiporia mediterranea MF3/22
Lineage: Eukaryota; Fungi; Basidiomycota; Agaricomycetes; Hymenochaetales; Hymenochaetaceae
Product: NAD-binding protein
Exons: 5
Coding region: 1-963 (320 amino acids)
Cellular component (GO): mitochondrion
Molecular function (GO): protein-containing complex binding
Source: RefSeq, a predicted model, not a curated record